GGUCCAGAAGGUGAUCUCCGUCCGUGCUCAAAAUCCAAGAGCCCGGGGCUGUAGGUAGGAGUUAAGUGGGUAGGGUCCCUUAACCAGGGUUGUCCGGUACAGGUGGUGUGUGUUGUUUCGCCUAACGUGUCAGUGGCACAAAUCACGCGAACUUCAUAAACAUUGUGCCUUCGGAAGCCUUUCCAAGAUGCAUUUAAUCCCUGCGUGAGCCCAUGUUAGGCAUUCACAAAGGCAUGUGCGCUGUUCUCUCGGAAGCGGCCGGCCGGCUUCCCCUCCUCGCGCGCGGCUGUGGGUGCAGGUCCUCACGUCCCAGCCUCCCAUGGGCCCAAGGCCUUCUGGGCUCCAGUUUGAGGCGAAGCCACCCCAGAUCCGUAAUUUUCUGCAGUGAUUUAUUUUUACGUUUCAGGAGAAACAUGAACCAGAAGCUACUGAAGUUGGAGAACUUGCUACGAUUUCACACUAUUUAUAGGCAACUGCACAGUCUGUGUCAAAGAAGAGCAUUAAGACAGUGGAGGCAUGGUUUUUCAUCUGCUUACCCUGUGUGGACAGCUCAACUGUAUGCCUGGCCCUGGCCAACAGAUGUGCUCACUGGGGCUGCUUUAUCUCAGUAUAGGCUUCUAGUAACAAAAAAGGAAGAAAGACCAUGGAAAUCUCAGUUAUCUUCAACAAAAUCUAAAAAGGUGGUAGAAGUAUGGAUUGGAAUGACUAUUGAGGAACUGGCCAGGGCAAUGGAAAAGAACACAG
Molecule: messenger RNA, 744 nt
Organism: Nomascus leucogenys (northern white-cheeked gibbon)
Lineage: Eukaryota; Metazoa; Chordata; Mammalia; Primates; Hylobatidae
Product: translation initiation factor IF-2, mitochondrial-like
Source: RefSeq, a predicted model, not a curated record